Messenger RNA from Osmerus eperlanus (European smelt), 1681 nucleotides. RefSeq names its product methyltransferase 14, N6-adenosine-methyltransferase subunit (gene mettl14). The record is from RefSeq and is a predicted model, not a curated record. NCBI's taxonomy places the organism in Eukaryota, Metazoa, Chordata, Actinopteri, Osmeriformes, Osmeridae. The coding region runs from base 175 to 1548 and encodes 457 amino acids. Gene Ontology annotation, molecular function: mRNA binding. The transcript has 11 exons. Gene Ontology annotation, cellular component: nucleus; RNA N6-methyladenosine methyltransferase complex.
CUGGUUGUAAGUAAGUAUACGUCAUCAAAGGGCGACUUGCACCCCUGCAGCUAACAUUUCAGAAAAGGCUGCAAGACGAUAUGCAAGACGUUGCUAUUGUAAAAGAAGAAUAGCUAAGUAGCUAAAAUUAAUUUUUAAAAAAAACUAACUAAAGUUAAAUAACACGUUUUAGGUAUGAACAGUCGAUUGCAAGAGAUUCGUGAGCGGCAAAAGCUCAGACGGCAGCUUCUAGCUCAACAGUUGGGAGCGGAGAGUGCAGACAGUAUCGGCGCCGUUCUCAACAGUAAAGACGAGCUUAAGGAAAUUGAGGAAAAUCGAGAGACAUGCAGGGCCUCAUUCCAGACGCUGGCCACAACCUCUAAACGGAAGACUCCGACAGAGGGCGAGGACACAGAGGAGGAUGUAGAGGAGCAGAAGGAUGAAGUGGAGGUGCUACAGACUGAUGAUGGUAACCCAUAUGAAGAGGUGUACAAGGACUCCAGUACCUUCCUUAAGGGUACCCAGAGUCUUAACCCACACAAUGACUACUGCCAGCACUUUGUGGAUACGGGACAUAGACCCCAAAACUUCAUCAGAGAUGUUGGUCUGGCUGACAGGUUUGAGGAGUAUCCUAAACUCAGAGAGCUGAUCAGACUGAAGGACGAGCUCAUCUCCACCACCAACACCCCCCCUAUGUACCUGCAGGCGGAGCCGGAGCACUUUGACCUGCGGGAGCUGAAGUGCAAGUUUGAUGUGAUCCUGCUGGAGCCUCCUCUGGAGGAGUACUACAGAGAGUCUGGCAUCAGCCACACGGAGCGCUUCUGGAACUGGGACGACAUCAUGAAGUUGGAGAUUGAGGAGAUUUCGGCGCUGCGUUCCUUUGUCUUCCUCUGGUGUGGGUCUGGAGAGGGACUGGACCUGGGCAGGAUGUGUCUGAGGAAGUGGGGCUUCAGGCGCUGUGAGGACAUCUGCUGGAUAAAGACCAACAAGAACAACCCUGGCAAGACCAAGACCCUGGACCCCAAAGCUGUGUUCCAGAGGACCAAGGAGCACUGUCUGAUGGGCAUCAAGGGCACGGUGCGGCGCAGCACGGAUGGAGACUUCAUCCACGCCAACGUGGACAUCGACCUGAUCAUCACCGAGGAGCCCGAGAUGGGCAACGUGGAGAAGCCCGUGGAGAUCUUCCACAUCAUCGAGCAUUUCUGCCUGGGCCGCCGGCGGCUGCACCUGUUUGGGCGAGACUCCACCAUCAGACCAGGCUGGCUGACGGUGGGCCCCACUCUGACCAACAGCAACUUCAACCCCGAGGCCUACGCCUCCCACUUCUCCAUCCCCGAGUCCCACCUGUCCGGCUGCACCGAGGAGAUCGAGAGGCUCCGCCCCAAGUCCCCACCCGCCAAACUCAAGGGGGAGGGCCGCGGGGGCGGGGCGUCUCGAGGGGGGCGAGGCGGGCCUAACGCGGGCAGGGGGGGCGACCGUGGCAGGGAGAGGAACAGGCCCAACUUCCGAGGGGACAGAGGGGGCUUCAGAGGGAGGGGGGGGCCACACAGGGGGUUUCCACCCCGCUAGUGAGGGCAGAGUGUAAGGACCUUCACCAGAAGAAGCAUCCGUAUGUUGAGGAGGGAACAAUGAGGGGGGAUUUUUGCCAACAUUUGAAACAGUCUGUGAUGUGUGUUUUACAAUUAAAUACUUUGUUUUUGUA